This is a messenger RNA of Arabis nemorensis, 366 nucleotides long. The record is from the annotation of a GenBank genome assembly. Lineage: Eukaryota; Viridiplantae; Streptophyta; Magnoliopsida; Brassicales; Brassicaceae.
AUGGCUACUAAAGCUUGGCUUUUCUUAAGUCUCAUUGUUGUUCUUUUCAUCGCUUCAGAGGUGGCAGCUAGAGACCUAGCUGAAAACUCAGAAAAUAAGAAUAAGGAGAAAGAAGAAAAGAUACAUACUGAGCAAAAUGGUGGAGGACCCCUACCCCCUGUAUAUGGUGGUGGAGGCCCCCUACCCCCUGUAUAUGGUGGUGGAGGCCCCGGCCCUGGAAAUGGUGGUAAUGGCGGAGGACGUGGUAGAGGCUAUUGUACCAACGGCUGCUGCUAUAGAGGCUACUACGGUGGCUGCUCACGGUGUUGUGCUUAUGCUGGUGAGGCUGUUCAAGCUCAUCCAGGGAGGACUGAGCCUGCUCACUAA